CUCCUUCUUAGUCUUCCUUUCUCUUUUGCAAUGGCUUCAUCUUCUCCAAGAAACAUCAUCUCAAAGAACAAAACUCCCAUCGCAGCAGUCGCCGCUUUCGUGUCAGCAGCAGCAGUCCUCACUUCCAUCUACAAAUCUUAUACAUCCUACAAAAUGUCUCACAACCUCCACCCCAGCAUCAACAAGGGCAUCACCAAGGGCUCUUCCAGUUUCUCUGGUGGCAAGCUCCGAUGCAAGUGCUCUUCCAACCCCGUUGAGGUCACCCUCGGCGGUCAAGUCGCUCACAACCACGCCUGCGGCUGCUCCAAAUGCUGGAAGCCUGAGGGUGCUCUCUUCUCUGUCGUCGCCGUCAUCCCCCGCGACCAGGUCCAGGUCACCGCCAACGCUAACAAACUCACCAUCAUCGACGAGAGCGCUGCCAUUCAGCGAAACGCCUGCCGUGACUGUGGUGUCCACAUGUUUGGUCGCAUCGAGAAGGAGCACCCCUUCAAGGGUCUUGACUUUGUCCACGUCGAGCUCUCUGACGAAAAGGGCUGGCAAGAGCCUCAGUUCGCUGCCUUUGUCUCUUCCAUCAUCGAGCAGGGCUUCCCCGCCGAGAAGGCCAACGAGGUCCGCUCUCAGUUCAAGGACCUUGGUCUUGAGUCCUACGAUGCUCUGUCCCCUCCUUUGAUGGACGCCAUUGCCUCUUGGACCGCCGCCAAGGCUAAGAUCUGAGUGUCUCCGUCUAGUGUAAGCCACUUUUUCAAAAAAAUGAAGGGUGUGCUAUGUUACAAAAAGUUGCAAAUGGUGGUUAGCGGGUGUUAAGAGAUCUGGUGGUGGUUGUUUUGGAAAUGUACCUGGUUUGCAAUUGAGAGAGAGUUGGAUGGGCCAUCACAUACUGUGAGCCUCGAAUGAGAUACAUGAUAUGGAAGGAUAAGAAGAACCGCUCAAAGUUAGCAUCUAUCAUCCUAAUUUAUGAUUUGACGAAC
Molecule: messenger RNA, 968 nt
Organism: Fusarium graminearum PH-1
Lineage: Eukaryota; Fungi; Ascomycota; Sordariomycetes; Hypocreales; Nectriaceae
Product: glutathione-dependent formaldehyde-activating enzyme
Exons: 1
Coding region: 154-714 (186 amino acids)
Biological process (GO): formaldehyde catabolic process
Molecular function (GO): zinc ion binding; S-(hydroxymethyl)glutathione synthase activity
Source: RefSeq, a predicted model, not a curated record